Messenger RNA from Sphaerodactylus townsendi, 4998 nucleotides. It is a transcript of the gene B3GAT2, whose product is annotated as beta-1,3-glucuronyltransferase 2. Gene Ontology annotation, biological process: carbohydrate metabolic process; chondroitin sulfate proteoglycan biosynthetic process. The transcript has 4 exons. Bases 855 to 1784 code for a protein of 309 amino acids. Gene Ontology annotation, cellular component: Golgi membrane. NCBI's taxonomy places the organism in Eukaryota, Metazoa, Chordata, Lepidosauria, Squamata, Sphaerodactylidae. Gene Ontology annotation, molecular function: galactosylgalactosylxylosylprotein 3-beta-glucuronosyltransferase activity. The record is from RefSeq and is a predicted model, not a curated record.
CCCCAACACACACACAGACACACCACCAGAAGCGCCCAGCGAAGCCGCCUGCCGCGAAGAGGCUUCCUCCGGCCGGAUUCCUCUUUUCUCGCCGGCAGAGUCCGCCAGCGCCAGCACUGCCGCUCUCUGCAACGCGGGACUUCGCAAGCAGCCCCUGGAAAGAGUUCAGGACCCGCAAACACACCCCGGCCGUCCCGCGCAUCGGAGAGGGAUCAAAGGGAAGCGAUGCUCAAAGAGAAGAAACAAGGCGGAAAGCGGCACUCUGGGGCUGGCUGAAGAAAGAGGCGCGCGGAAUCGCAACCUCCUGCCCUUUUGCUGAUUUGCUCCGCUGGCUUAGAGGGAGAAGGAGCAGAGGACCGGGAGCGGGGCGGGGGCCGGGGGUGUCCCCGUCUGGAGCAGGACGACACCGGCCAGCCCGCCCUCUGCACUCCCUGCGCCGCCUGGGCAGGACGGCUCUUGCUUACCCCCGAGAGGUCAGCGGCCUCUCGCCUCGGCAGGCUCCAACAAUUGAGGCCUCCUCGCCUCCGCCCCCCCAGCGGCGCCCCGCUGCCCACUCUCCCCCGCCGCUCUACCCCGGGCCGUGGGGGGCCCGGCGGCUGUUCUCCUCCCCGCCUCGCCUGGUCCCGGUCCGGCUGCGCUGCGCCGAGCUCCCCAGCGCCAGGAAGCCGGGCGUCCCUCCGUGCGCCCUGCCGCCGGCUCCAUGGCGAGGGGAGCGCAGGCUGAAUCUCCGGGGCGGAGGAGGCGCCGGCGGCAGCAGCAGCAGCAGCCGCCGAAGCUCCCGCUGCCACUGCCGCUGUUGUGAGGGCUGCAGCGGCGGCACCCCGACCGGCGAGCCUGCGAGCGGCCGCCCCGGCAUGAAGUCGCUGCUCCUGAGCCGCUUCUUGGUGCUGCUGCCGUGGGUGCUGCUGGUGAUCGUCGUGCUGGACGCGGACAGCGGCGGCCGGGCCCCCCCUCCGGCGGCCGCGCUCGCCCGGAGGCCCCCCGGCCCGCAGCAGCGCGAGGGGGCGCCCCGGCAGCGCCCGCCGGAGCCGCAGCCGCCCAUCAUCUACGCCAUCACGCCGACCUACAGCCGGCCGGUGCAGAAAGCCGAGCUCACGCGGCUGGCCAACACCUUCCGGCAGGUGGCGCGCCUGCACUGGGUCCUGGUGGAGGACGCGCCGGUGCGCACCGACCUGGUCAGCCGCUUCGUGGCCGGGCUGGCCGGAGCCGGGCCGCCCUGCACCCAUUUGCACGUGCCCACGCCCCCGCGCUACAAGCGGCCCGGGCUGCCCAGGGCCACGGAGCAGCGCAACGCCGGCCUGGCGUGGAUCCGCCAGAGGCACCAGCACUCGCCGGCCCCUCCGCCCGGAGUGCUCUUCUUCGCCGACGAUGACAACACCUACAGUCUGGAGCUCUUCCAGGAGAUGCGCACAACCCGUAAAGUGUCUGUUUGGCCUGUGGGGCUGGUGGGCGGACGACGCUAUGAGCGCCCCAUUGUGGAAAAAGGCAAGGUUGUUGGCUGGUACACUGGCUGGCGGGCAGAUAGGCCUUUUGCCAUUGAUAUGGCAGGGUUUGCUGUGAGCCUUCAGAUAAUCUUGUCCAACCCUAAAGCUGUAUUCAAACGUCGUGGAUCACAGCCCGGAAUGCAAGAAUCUGAUUUUCUGAAACUCAUAACCACAGUAGAAGAACUGGAGCCAAAAGCAAACAACUGCACAAAGGUUCUUGUAUGGCACACACGAACUGAAAAGGUAAAUUUAGCUAAUGAGCCAAAGUAUCACCUGGACACAGUCAAAAUGGAGGUAUGAUGUGUAUGAAUAAAAUGGGACGUACCAAAACUGAUGGAGGCAAUUGUGUUAUACCUACUGAACUCAGUUAACAUUCAGCCACCAUACAGCCUGCUGUUGUGCAACAACAUCCUUUGCUAAUCUAAAGAAAGACUUCUGUGCAAAAAAUAUGUCAGCUGGUUUAAGAUGUAUGUAAUUUGUCUUUACUUGUUUUGCAUGUGUUUCUUCAAUCCAUUUUAGCGCUUUAAGUAAAAUAUUCAGAUUAUGUUGGUGAAACCAGUUAAAUGCAAUGGAAGAUCCGGGGUGGGAGAUUGAUCUCAAGCAAUGUACAUUUCAGUUCAUUGUUCAUUUAUUCCCCAGAUUAUUUAUAGAUGUUUAUUUGCCCUGAUUUAAAGCUUUGUUUUGAAGUGUAGUAGACAAUAAUACCACUUACAAUGUGCUGGGUUUUUCUCUCUCUUUAAUAUAGGGAAGCAACAGCUUAUCAAAACGAGGCACCAUAAAAUGUAAACACAAUCAAUGGCAUAAACCUGGAUACAGCUGUGAUGACAGUCUACCUUUCAGAGAGUUACCCUGCAUAUAUGCUGGGAAGGAUUCUUUUAGAGGAGUCCUUUUCACCACCAUCAUUUUAAAACAAUGGAAAUUCAGAGAUCAGUUUUCUGGCUUGGUUUUUAUAAACUGAUGGGGCUCCCUUGACAUCCAGGCUUGUCUUCCUUUCACGACCAUACUUCCUGUUCAGCACAUCAUAGUAAUAUCACAGUGAAAUGAAUAAUGAAACAAAAAUCAUUGUUAUACAAGAAAAAAAAAUCUUCAGUGAUAACGUGAUACAUGUACACUCUUAUUUAUAUGAUUAACAUUUGUUCAUACAGUACCUUCUACAGGAAUACUAGGUAAUUUUCUGGAUGGGGUUUACACUUUAAGAGAUAGUACUAACAUGAUAUCUGUUUCCCUUAUAUGCAACCAUUUGAUCUAUAACUGGUAAAACAAUUUGAGUAUGUCCUUGGUCACAUAGUUCUCCUGAUAAUGAUUCAUGACAUCAGAAGCGCUGUGGAAUGAAAAAGCUGCCGAUGAGAGGUGUUCUCAACCUGCUUUUCACUACAUCAAGAUUUAAGUCAAUACAGACCACAACACGGUCAGUUAAUGUUACUUAAUAUGAACAAUUCUGUGAAGUUGGAGAGGGAGAAAAUAUGUACAGGGACAGACCAGGGAACUAGAUAACAUUGGAGCAUGGAAUGUCAGAUCUCUGAUCUGGGUGGAGUUUCUAUUGCCAUUUUUCAUUUCCAGAGCUGUGUGCUGAGAGUCUGGCCUGAGGAGCUUCCUGUCCAUCCUGCUGCUGUAUUUGGGGGCUGGCCAAAGCUCAUCAUAUUGCUUGGACUACUCAGAUUCAUUCCAGCCAUUUGUUGAUUCAUCUGUGGAAGUACAUAUGCAAAAUUGUAGUUAGCACGAGGGUCUGGAAACGUGCCCUCAGAACUUGCGACUCUAAAGGGGACCGAAGCUUAAUUUUAUCAGUGAAGAGAAACACUCUCAAUGUCACAGAUUUAUAAUUCCUAUUUGCAGAAUUCUUUAAAACCUGUUUUUUAAAACUUGCAUAGAUAUGAUUGAAGUGCCACAAAUUAUCAUGUCCAUUCCAAAUCUUACCCAUGUGCAUUUAUGCCAUAUACAAGUUCCAUGUGGUGACUUCCUAUGGGUUGGUUUGGCUGUAUAUUGUAGUGAUCUAGACUGUGGGAAGGGUGGGAUAUAUAAUGAUAGAAGAACCCAGCUUUUAUAUGGAUGUUUACAGUACUGGACAGAACCCCCAUUUUAAAGCAAGUUUUCUGCCAAGCCACCUUACUAAGAUAUACAAAAAGCCAAAUUUACGGUUAGUGAAGUGGCAUGAGAGUCACUUCCCCACAUCUGCAGAAAGCAAACAUGUUGCUUUCAGCCCUACACCAAGAUUUUCCUACACCAAUAACAACAGUGUUGAUCUGGGGAGUAACCACAUUACAUGUCCAACUCAAGCGAUCUGCUUUUUGUGUUGGAUAAGAAAAGGUGUGAAAUUCAGCCAUAUGAAUAUGGCCUGGUCCACAGUGAAAAACCUACAGAUUUACAUCCGAUCAAAGAGGCAAGGUUUGUCCAGAAUUAUAAGACACUGCAUUUCAUUUUACUACAGUGUUUUAGUUACUUGACCUGAAAGCCUUGUAAAGGAGCAUUUUAUGGAGUCCUGAACUUACGGAGACCUUAGGAAAAUGUUUGCAUGACAGCCAAAUGGCUUAUCCAAGUCCACUAUCCCCCACACAAGCUUUAUCCAGAUAUAUUUGUAGGAGAGACACGUCAAAGAUUUUAAGAGCAUGUUGACACUUUCCUUUUCUGAACUGCAGCACUGCAUCAGCAACAAAUAAAUUGUGAAUGGCUGAUGCUCAACAGUGCCUGGUAGAUCUGGGAAGCUGGCAGCCGCUGCAUUAUUUGCAGAGAGAUACUUGGCCACAAAGAAAUGGACUUGGUCUGGAGCUUGCAGAUCCAACCCAAAAAGCCCAUAUUGAAGUCAGGCUGCUGGAUAAGCACUUUUUAUAACUUCCAAAUCUUCUCAGUCUUAAUUCACAUUGGUAAAAAUUACCCUUCACCCUAACACAGUGCCCUGAGCAGUUUUUUUUAAAGGCCAGCAAUUAUUAAAGGCUCACUAUUGCAUUACCAUAGCAGUGUAGUUGCUCCCUCUCCUUGACUGGAUCCCACAGCACUCUGCAGUCAGCAAUAGUCUGAAUUGCAUCUUUCUCUCGCCUCAGCCCAUAUGACUGUAUUUAUUGCAGGGCAGUGUGGAAUUCACUCCUGGGAACUAGUAAAAAAGCUGCUCCACAAAUACAGCAGGCCCUUCUCAAAAGAGCCUGCUGAACAUUACAACUCACUGCUUUCAGGAAUUUUUGCAUUGUAAUGAAUUGGCUACCAACAACUCAUGACAGUGUUCUUGUGGAAAUUUCAAAAGGAGCCUGAAGAAAGGUCACAAAAAGAUUCUACUUUCUGCAAAUCUAAGGUCUAGUAAUAAAAUAACCCACCCACCCCCCAACACACACAGACCUAUUUAAGAAAAUAAGCUUUUCAGGAAUUUGGUACUUCUACUUAUCACAUGAGAAUAUUUACACCACUAAAGGAACCUCAAGUAAAGAAAGGUUGAAACAGUCUGCUACAUGCAUUUUCAGGGCCUGGCAUAAAAGAACCCUACUAAAUUGUGUAGGCUUAGUAACUUGGGACAUUUAUAUAUGCACAA